UGUCAUCUUCCACAGCUUUUUCGAUUAUUUUUAUAUAUGCACAGUUGAAAACACGGACACCCCACCAAAAAAAAACGAAUAAAUUUCGUGGCUUUUGGUUUCUUGUGCUCGUUUUUGUCUCUGUGAAGGAGAUAAUUUUUCUGGGUUCCUCAUGUUCAUUGGCCCGUGUAUAUAUUCCCCUGUAUUGGAUUGGGUGUCUCCAUAGAAAGGACUCGAGAGAAACACAUUCGUUUAGGUCUGGUCAUUCAAAGAUAAUUUAUUUAGUCUAAAUUCGGAGCCCGAGGAUGCCUGGAAUUGUAUUGGAUGGAACCAGCGGAGAAGAAGUAGUGAGCGAACUUGAUAACGGAAACUCCGCACCUUAUAAGGAAAGUCCGGUCGCUAAUACAUCCCCAAAGAGCACCGUCAGUCAGCAAAGCCAUCACGGUGCCCGUCUUGAGAUCCCCGUUGACGGAGUGGUGGACACCUCCAUCGAGAAGCUUUAUGCAAACGUGUAUGAAAUGCAGAGUUCUGAUCAGUCUCCUUCUAGACAGAGCUUUGAGUCCGAGGGGGAUGAGUCUAGGAUCGACUCGGAGCUGCGCCAUCUUGUUGGUGGUGAAAUGAGGGAGGUGGAGAUAAUGGAAGAGGACGAGGUCGAGAAACCGGCGGACGACAAUCACAGCGAUGCCGCUUCCAAGAAGGAUAGUCCGGCUUCCAGUAAGAAGUCAGGGAAGCUCGAGAAGGCCGGAUCCCCAAGUACGAAAUCCCUUUCUUCUGGACAAUCCAAGAAAGCUUCUCAGUCUCGGAUGGAAUCAGAAGCGACAUCGAGACCAUCUCCUAAGACCAAGAGUCCUUCUGAGAAACCUCCUAUUGAUAGAAGGAAUGACAAGAACGCGAAAAAACCAAAUGCAAAUGUUGCCUCUGGGAAGAAGCAAAAGAAUCUAUCUCCAGUGGGGCCAAAGGUGCAGAAUGGAACUUCAAAUUCAUCUGAAUCUGGAUUGGGUAAUCCUGAUUUAGGGCCAUUUUUGCUGAAGCAAGCAAGGGAUUUGGUUUCUUCUGGGGAUAAUCCCCAGAAAGCUCUCGAGUUGGCACUCCGAGCAGCAAAGUCAUUUGAAUUAUGUGCAAAUGGCAAACCCAGCUUAGAGCUGGUUAUGUGUUUACAUGUUACUGCCGCAAUAUACUGCAGCUUAGGCCAGUACAGUGAGGCGAUUCCUGUUCUUGAGCAGGCAAUUGAGAUACCUGUUGUUGAGGAAGGUCAAGACCAUGCUCUUGCAAAGUUCGCAGGCCACAUGCAGCUGGGUGAUACCUAUGCAAUGUUGGGGCAGCUUGAGAAUUCAAUAAGGUGCUAUACGACGGGGUUGGAGGUCCAGAAACAGGUGCUGGGUGAAGGGGAUCUUAGAGUUGGCGAGACUUGUCGGUAUCUGGCCGAAGCUCAUGUUCAAGCGUUGCAGUUUGAUGAGGCUCAGCAGUUUUGUCAGAUGGCCCUCGACUUUCAUCGCGAGAAUGGUUCCCCUGCUUCUCUCGAGGAAGCGGCAGAUCGGAGGCUUAUGGGCCUCAUAUGUGAAACCAAGGGGGAUCAUGAAGCUGCUCUUGAACAUCUGGUGUUAGCUAGCAUGGCCAUGGUCGCAAAUGGCCAGGAAGUGGAGGUGGCUUCUGUUGAUGUCAGUAUUGGUGACUCGUACUUGUCUCUGUCUAGAUAUGAUGAGGCUGUGUUUGCUUAUCAGAAAGCUCUGACAGUUUUCAAGACCGCCAAAGGAGAGAACCAUCCUUCUGUAGCUUCGGUGUUUGUUCGUUUGGCUGAGUUAUAUAACAAGACGGGGAAGUUUAGAGAAGCAAAGUCAUACUGUGAAAAUGCUCUAAGGAUUUACGAGAAGCCUGUGCACGGGAUACCUCCUGAGGAAUUUGCUACUGGUCUCACUGAUGUAUCUGCCAUAUAUGAGUCAAUGAACGAAUUGGAGGAAGCAAUUAAAUUGCUUGAGAAGGCACUUAAGAUCUAUAAUGAUGCCCCGGGUCAGCAAAGCACAGUAGCUGGGAUUGAAGCCCAGAUGGGGGUCAUGUAUUACAUGCUGGGGAAUUAUUCUGAUUCGUACGCAUCAUUUAACAACGCCAUAAUGAAACUUCGUGCAAGCGGGGAGAGGAAGUCUGCCUUUUUUGGUAUUGCUCUUAAUCAGAUGGGGCUGGCUUGUGUGCAGCGUUAUGCAAUAAAUGAGGCUGCCGAAUUGUUCGAAGAAGCCAAGAACAUUUUAGAAGAAGAAUACGGGCCUUAUCAUCCUGAUACGCUCGGUGUGUAUAGCAAUCUUGCGGGCACUUAUGAUGCAAUCGGCAGGUUGGAUGACGCGAUAAAGAUCCUGGAGUAUGUUGUUGAGAUGAGAGAAGAAAAGCUCGGGACAGCGAACCCUGAUGUUGAUGAUGAGAAGAGGAGGUUGGCCGAGUUACUGAAAGAAGCGGGCAGGGUUCGGAGCAGAAAAGGCAGAUCCUUGGAGAACCUUCUUGAUGCUAAUGCUCAGAAUGUAAAUAGCAAUGGCAUUAAGGUAUGACAGCGAUGGUCACCGAUGCAGAAUGAACAUAUGUAUCAUAGGUCUUACUUAAAGAAACAGAGAAAGAGUUGGUGAACAAAAAGAGAUGAACAGGAGGCCAUUGGUGUUGGUGUAAUAAUCUUUUCUGGCACAUGCAAUACAGGGCGGGAGUUCCUUUCCAUUUGUUUGUUUAUAUUGUUACAAUGAUUGUAUUACCUUCUGGAAGAAAUCGGUUACUUUGUCGUAAUUUAUUCAACAGGUUUGAGGAUAUUUAUUCCCAGUUUCCCUCACAUUGUUGUACUGGGAUGAGUUUUAUCCCAAAGGUAUAUGAUACAUCAAUAGCUGCAUCAUAUGGAUGUCGGCAGUUUGUGCGUUC
Molecule: messenger RNA, 2868 nt
Organism: Syzygium oleosum
Lineage: Eukaryota; Viridiplantae; Streptophyta; Magnoliopsida; Myrtales; Myrtaceae
Product: protein KINESIN LIGHT CHAIN-RELATED 3-like
Exons: 3
Coding region: 285-2513 (742 amino acids)
Molecular function (GO): protein binding
Source: RefSeq, a predicted model, not a curated record